Messenger RNA from Puccinia triticina, 627 nucleotides. RefSeq lists its product as uncharacterized. The transcript is spliced from 4 exons. Bases 1 to 627 code for a protein of 208 amino acids. Lineage: Eukaryota; Fungi; Basidiomycota; Pucciniomycetes; Pucciniales; Pucciniaceae. The record is from RefSeq and is a predicted model, not a curated record.
AUGUCCAUCAGUCAAUUGGACCCCAGUUUACUCAGCUCACAGCCGUUGAACCAAUCCCCCGGGACACCAAACCUUGCAGACCUCUCUCUUGGUUCAGAAUUUUCCGGCAUCUCAAUGGGGCGCACACGCAGCGAAGCCGACCCCAAUAGAGCCAAUGAGAAACCCAAACGCUCUGGAAGGACCAAGGCACAGAUGGCUGCCUAUCGGGCUGAUCUGGAGCGCAGCAAGAAGCUCACUGCCGUCGAAAAGAUCACGGAGGGUGCAAAGCGAGGCCGGGAAAAUGGUCCGACUCCCGGGCAUCUGUUUGGGCAUAAAUACCCGGGUGUUGCCACACUUGCUACCCAGUUGACUGUCUGGCUCAAGAUGGCCGAAAAUAGAACCAAUCACCAGGAUUUCAAUCACCCCGAGCCCAGAAGGUAUCCGCCCGCGUGGAAUCAGGAUGGUGUCAACGGGGGCCCUUCAAGCAUGUCACUCUUGGUAAACUGGCUUGUUAACAAUGGCAACUUCAACCGAUGGCUAUCCUGUGGGUUGAAUGGGCCCCUCCAAGAGGAACGACUGGCGCUCUGCUCGGAGGUAGAGCAGAUCUUGCGAGCGCAUGGGAUCAUGACGCGACCACCCAGAUAUUAA